AUGAUCAUCGAGACCGUCGUGCUCCUGCAACCAUUUUUCUACCCUGCCAACUUCCUCUGUUACACGCAAAACCAAUACCUUCAGGUGAAUGCAAUCUGCAAGGAUCAUUUGCAGCAAGGCUGGUGCUGUCCGAUCAGUGAACAGUCGAAGGGAAAUAUGUCCCCAAAGCACCCAACCUUCCAACAAGUCAAGGUGAUCCAGCAUGUCAUGAUCCCCCUCUGGCAGAAUCCAGAGGGUGAGGUCGACAAUACCACUGCACAGUUGUAUGACCUCUACCACAGUGUGAAUCAACAAAAAGGCAUGCUCGUGCCUCACUGGCAAGGACAACGGUUCGAUACAUCAAUCCUUCAAUCCUAUUACCAUCUUGCCGAUCUGGGGCCCGUUGGCCUUGGUGUCACUUCAUCAAAUCCGAGUACGGUUGACGUACAGCUUACCACGUUCGGAAAAUCUAAUAUCAUAUGCAAAACUUACGCUAGUCAGGUCGCCGUGAAUCAUGUGCUUGGAAAUCCUGACUUGGAGGAUGAGGUAGCGAUCAAUUGUCAGAUAUCUUUCACAAUGCCUUAUGAUCCUGAUAAAAGCUCUGAACAUAGCUCUCGAGGCUCUAGUCGCAAUGACAGUGCUUCACAAAUCCUCGGAGUCAGAGACUCACCAGAUUCUGAAAGAUGGCAUUUCCCCGCAAAUGGUCAAGGAGCAUCAGCUGAUUCGCAAGGAAACUACAUAUACAGUCAAGCCUGCUCUCAAUCAAGAGCGAAACCAGGUCUCGAUGCUCAGGAGACAUUGGAUUCCCAAAGGUCACAAUCACCAACGCACAACACGAGAGAAGAUGCUGAGCAGGAGCAUGAAAAUUUUCCUGUCAAUAUUCCACGGACAAUUUUGAAACGUGCCUUGUCAAGCGACUCGAGCCUUGGCUGCAAAUCUAACAGGCUGCAACAUGAAAAGGCUCAGAGUCGCCGGGACUUUGCUCGCGAUAUCACAAACUCCUCACAAGUAGAACUUCCACCUGCAAAGAAGCGGUGUACCACCGAUAACGGGGACAAAGAGAGACUCGCUGGGUUAGGAAAAGAAAUCGUUAUGAUACUCCAAGAGCAAACUGCUCUCCUAGCACGUGUAUUUGAAGCAGUGUCCCAGUGA
This is a messenger RNA of Suillus plorans, 1131 nucleotides long. RefSeq lists its product as uncharacterized. The record is from RefSeq and is a predicted model, not a curated record. The transcript has 9 exons. Lineage: Eukaryota; Fungi; Basidiomycota; Agaricomycetes; Boletales; Suillaceae. Bases 1 to 1131 code for a protein of 376 amino acids.